GGCCGUGGUCGUUUUGCUAGUGGCUGGCGUGAGCCUCGCCUACGCCGACGCUUAUCCUGGUGGAUUUUUCGGCGGCGGUGGUGGAAAGAAAGGCGGUGGAUACGAUGACUACGGUGGAUAUGGUGGUGGAUACGGGGGUGGUUACGGAGGUGGUGGAAAAGGUAAAGGAAAAGGAUAUGGAGGUGGAAAAGGAAAAGGUGGUCACCAGAAUGCGUACUUCAUCGUGCAUACACCGGUGUUUAUCCAGAAGAGUGGAUAUGGACAUUCCGGUGGAUACGGUCACUCUGAUGGAGGAUACGGGCACUCAGAUGGAGGAUAUGGACAUUCCACAGGAUAUGGACACUCUGGUGGACAUUCAGGUGGAUACGGACACGUGGCGUAUGGACAUGCACCUAAGGCGUAUCAUGUGGUGGAUUAUGGCUACGAUGAUGAGUACCAUAAGUAAGGAUUAUGGCUACGAUGAUAGGUAUCAAAAAUAGGGAUUAUGACUACGAUGAUGGAUAUCAAAAACAGGGAUUAUGACUACGACGAUGAGUUUCACAAAUAGGGAUUAUGGCUACGAUGAUGAGUUUCACAAAUAGGGAUUAUGGCUACGAUGAUGAGUUUCACAAAUAGGAAUUAUG
This is a messenger RNA of Hyalella azteca, 623 nucleotides long. RefSeq names its product glycine-rich cell wall structural protein 1.8. NCBI's taxonomy places the organism in Eukaryota, Metazoa, Arthropoda, Malacostraca, Amphipoda, Hyalellidae. The record is from RefSeq and is a predicted model, not a curated record.